Racocetra persica is the source of this 386-nucleotide messenger RNA. NCBI's taxonomy places the organism in Eukaryota, Fungi, Glomeromycota, Glomeromycetes, Diversisporales, Gigasporaceae. The record is from the annotation of a GenBank genome assembly.
GUACUGACGCGACCAUUCAUGUCCAUAUCGCUAAGAUAAUUGAACGAGAAUACGCCAGAAAAGACAAUAGGAAUGGGAAAACAUAUAUAUUACCAUCGGACUUGGGGGUUGCACUCGUCGAAGGUUACGACUCUAUUGGAUUUGAUAAGUCGUUGUCUAAACCAUUUUUGAGAAGAGAGAUGGAAUCAAAACUUAAAAUGGUUUGUGAGGGACGACAGCAGAAAGAGGAUGUGGUUAAGGAUAGUCUUUCCAUGUAUAAAGACAUGUAUAUCAAGACAAAUGAAAACGUUCAAAAAUUAAUUCAACUUGAAAACCGUCCGAAUCCUGUGAAUCAUGUGCAUCCUGUGCAACCAAUUAGAAGACCUUUUCAACCUUUUGCGGUUGGU